Dibothriocephalus latus is the source of this 1095-nucleotide messenger RNA. NCBI's taxonomy places the organism in Eukaryota, Metazoa, Platyhelminthes, Cestoda, Diphyllobothriidea, Diphyllobothriidae. The record is from the annotation of a GenBank genome assembly.
CAUCGAACGCGGCUGCCAGGACCCAGGCCCUGUAAUCCCGCCUCCAGCAGUUACCUCUGCGGUCUCUACCUCGUCGUCAAGUCGCUCUAUCUGGUGAAUUCAACUGUACAGCUCUAUGUGACCGGAAGGUACCUUCAUGAGGACGGCUUUCUUUUUGGAAUAAGCACACUGGUCGAUCUUCUUAGCACGAGGCUCUGGGAUCACACAGGUUCAUUUCCACGUGUGGCUCUAUGUGAUUUUGAACUUCGUCGAAUGGGCAGCAACCAACACCGGUACACUAUUCAGUGUGUCCUACGCGUCAAUAUUUUCAACGAAAAGAUUUACAUAUUCCUCUGGUUUUGGUUUUUCCUGAUAUCUGCAGUCAACCUUCUCAGCCUUCUUAAAUGGUCUUACAGGAUUCUCUUCAAGUCUGUGAGACUCGCUUUCGUCCGAAAUCUGAUCUGCAUUUACUUGAACAUCUCGCUGACCAACGGAAACCGCUUUAACCUGAAGAGUGGACAGGGAAAAAACAAAAACGGUCAACCACAAUUUGCCGACGACUCCGAGCUGACUAUGGCAGACUGCUUCAAAACACAAGCCGAAAAAGCUCAAUCAAAGUGUUUUGUUGAAGACAUUUUGGGUCAGGAUGGUGUCUUUCUGCUGCGCUUUGUCUCCAUGAAUGUUGGUCCAGCUGCGGCCGCGGAAAUUGCUGGUGUCUUUUGGACAAAGUACGGCAAAAGUGUGAAUCCCGAGGUUUUUGGUCGUUUCGGUAUGACUGCAGAAAGUACAACUGUACCUACUUCGCCACCGGUGCCUCCCAAAAGAUCCACCAUAGCAAGCAGUCGACUAAACGCCCAAAUGGAAGGUGACAUCUGUAUCCCUCUGAUAAAUCUGCAUUCAAAAAGGCAUACUGACGCAGUAGACUCAGAUAAAUCCUCAAGCUCCUCGCGACCGACCGUGGAAAAUCUUCGACGCAGAAGACGUCAUCAUCGAUGGCAAACUCCCGAAUCAUUCGACCGAAACUCACCUGCGCUAGAUAAAACUGAUCCAUAUGUUGAUGAUCAGUACACGGAUGAACAACAAGUGGAAAAUGAAUUCGAUGACAUGUUCACGUAA